CGUAAGCUCAAAGUAUAGAGAAACAAUCACGUGGUUUGGAAUUUUGCUAUUGGCGGUGGGCAGCCUCGAUCCAACUCCAAAUGCAGACCCACCAAUGAAGAUCGCAAAAAUACGAAUUAUCUGCGCCACAACGUCAACGGCUUCGAAUGGUCAUCCUGCUCCAUGGCGCAGUUCAAGCACUUCCUCUCCCGUCCACAGGCCGCCUGUUUCUUUGAUGCACCCAUGCCAGGACUGCGGUUGGGCAGCUCGCUCCCGGGGAAAAUAAUCCCGCUGGACUGGCAGUGCCAACUGGAUCGCGGCACCACGGCCUGUUUUAAAGAUUCCCGGGUUUGCACUCAGCUAUACUGUCACGACAAGGACACCGGUUACUGCAUCGCCUUCCGUCCGGCCGCGGAAGGCUCGCCAUGUGGAACCGGAAAGAAUUGUCGUGAUGGCGUGUGCGUCACCGAUGACUCUGCGGAAGCAGGCAGCGCCGGUUCCGAUUUCAACGGACUAGGUGCCUCUGGUCCACCCUUCCCCGGAGCCCCGCCCCCACCCACCAGUGACACGCCACCAGGCCCGGCGUUGAACAGCCAAAGUAUGGAGCGCGAAGAGGUGUGCGAAGGCGACGUACCCGGAGUGCGGGUCAGCGGAAUGCCGUGUAAGGAGUUCCUGCGCGUCACCGGCACGACGUACUGUGAUCACCGGGAUAUUCUGCGCUACUGCUGCAACGCGCGCCGCAUCUUCUGCCCGCGAUUGCGCGACACACUCUAACUGGAAGGAACGGACGCGGUGAUCCAGUUCUGAACAGCGAACUGGUGUCUGGUGUGGAAUCUCAGCCGAGCGACGCGUGCGCAACGGCGAUAGUUCUUUUUGUUAAGCCUGUGAUAAUGAGUAGUACUUAACCGGCAUUUUGUCUGGGGUAGAUCGAUGACGGCGUAUACUAGCAUGGGUUUUACGAUGUUUAUUACUCUGCGCUCAUGAUAUUUUAUAAACCGUUUUGGGGUACGAUUUGUCACG
Paramacrobiotus metropolitanus is the source of this 999-nucleotide messenger RNA. Its product is annotated as A disintegrin and metalloproteinase with thrombospondin motifs 4-like. The record is from RefSeq and is a predicted model, not a curated record. Lineage: Eukaryota; Metazoa; Tardigrada; Eutardigrada; Parachela; Macrobiotidae. The transcript has 4 exons. Bases 163 to 753 code for a protein of 196 amino acids.